AUGUCAUUGAUAAGGCGAGCACAGCAAUGGGGUUCAAUGUCAAGAAUUUGGCAUAUCUAUGAUGCUAAAUGGCAAGAUCCUUACAAAAGUGCUGUUUACUUGGUGCCGUUUCUUCAAGGAAAAAUUAAACCGAUAUACGCACCAUUGACACUGGUUGGAGACCACGUCGUAGUAAUAAACAGCAAGGAUAUCGCCCUGAGAGGUGACGAAUGGAAAAAACGAGUCUACUUCCACCACACAACUUACCACAGUGGAGAUACCUGGACCCUGGCGUGGGAAUUACACAGAAAGAACAAAACGAUGAUCUUCAAAAAAGCCGUGUACCACGCCCUGAGAGGCAACCUUCAGCGUCGUCACACCAUGGAGCGUCUGCACAUUUUCCCCGACGAAAAUGUGCCUGAAGAAAUAAUGAAGAACGUUUCUAACCAAAUCCGACAGCUCAGACCAGUCCCUACACACCUUGACCUUAUUCAUGAGGAAGUUAAGGAAGAAUUUCCCCGAAUUAUGUCUUACCCUUCUAACUACAUCCUCAAGUAG
This is a messenger RNA of Cotesia congregata, 537 nucleotides long. Lineage: Eukaryota; Metazoa; Arthropoda; Insecta; Hymenoptera; Braconidae. The record is from the annotation of a GenBank genome assembly.